Caenorhabditis sp. 36 PRJEB53466 is the source of this 2709-nucleotide messenger RNA. Lineage: Eukaryota; Metazoa; Nematoda; Chromadorea; Rhabditida; Rhabditidae. The record is from the annotation of a GenBank genome assembly.
AUGGCUUCGGGCGCCGGCGGUUCGUCUGAAGACGAGUCGACGUCGGUUUCGUAUGAGGACGAGUGGUGGGAGAUGAACUGCUCGAUUAUACCGCCCGAGUUCAAUCGGUAAGGACUUUACACACGUUUUGCGACGUUUCGCAACUGGAACUUUGAACACAGUUUUAGUUGCAAUGUGUCCAGUUGCAAAACGAAACAUCUUUAUGACUAAUUUAUUCUGCUUCUGAUCAUCAUGGAACAUGACGAGCAAAAAAUGAUUAUUGUGCAGGCACGGAAAUUAUUAAUUUGGAGGGCACCAUCUGCAAUGUUUUAUUCAGUUGAUAUUUGGUGUUUCUGGGCAUGAACUUUGACAUCCUCAUUCGAUCGUUUUGGUCUGUAGAUGACGUCGUUGUGGACUAGGAAAAGCUAGGCCAUGUGAUUUGUCUUUACUUCACUUUUUACUUUUCAGACUAAUGCUCGUCGGCGUGCUGGGCGCCGUGAUCGCCUUCAUCUCCGUCUGCUUCAACACGUUCCUCUUCGUGGUGCUGUGUCGGAAUCCACGUCACCGCCACUCGCACCUCGUAUACCUGAUGUUCCUGGCGAUGGCCGACAUCUUCCUCUCGGCCGCCUACAUCCUCCUCUUUCCCGUCAACCUCUACAUGGACUACUUUGCGUCGGAGCUUCUUGCGGACGCCUGGUGGGCCUACAUGCGCAUCAUGAUCACCAUUUCGCACGUCUUCAUCUCGACGUCCGCGUUUCUGAUUUGUGCCGCCGCGUUCGAGCGGUAAGCGGAUGCGUGGGGCGAAUCGAAAACAAGACGUUGCUUCAGGUACAUCACAAUAUCGAAGAUCGCCUGUCAGUUCGCCCGACACCACCGACUCAUCAUCAUCGUCGUUUGCAUGUGCAUCGCCGUCAUCGCCAAAGGACCAAUGUACUUUGAAGUCGAGGUACAACCGAUUAAAUGCAGUUGCGAAAUGUCAUUUUAGGUAGUGCCCAACGCCAACUGCACCGGAGUCACCUCUCUGACGGCCAUUCCGUCCGAGUUCUCCGAAUCGGAACCCUACAAAACUGUGUACAAGGUAUAAUGGUGGCCCAGGAAAAAGUUCGGUUAUGAAAUGUUGACAUCUGGUACUUGACACCCUGUUUCUACAGAGACUCCCUAGAGUACUGUGGCGUUAGGAACGUGCAAACUUCCAAGAGCUACAGAGCUCCAGGGAGUGGUCGUAGAAAAACGUUGUCAACUAGCAAACUGAAGUACUAAAUGUCAAGACUUUACAAAACAACUUUGAGAUCCAUAGAUUCAUGACUGACUGUACACAAUACUCAUUCAAAGUUUAGACAACUAACACUCAAGGCCACACUUUCGAGGGCUCUAACUUUUUUCACAGAGGCUGUACAAAAAAGUUGUCAACAUAGAACAGAAAGAUUUAGGUGCCUAGAGUACAGAAAAAAAUUUUGAGGGCUAUAUCUCGUAUACUGAGUGGGUGGCAUCCAUCCAAAGUUAGUACCAUUUAUUCAAAACGAUUAUAUCAGCUGCCGUUAGAGAUAGUGAAAAGUUGACAACAAACAUUGUGUUUAUUAAGUUAUUGUAUACAUUCUCUUAGUUGACCACUAUUUUUUUUUACCUCUCUGCAUAUAGAGAAGAUACAUUGAUUUGAAUAAUCGCCAUUUUUGCAACACUUCUUUUCCAGUUCUGGUUCCGUAACCUGCUGACCGUGGCGCUGCCGUUCAUCAUGUGCUUCUACCUCAACUUUGCCAUCAUGCACCGCCUACGCAUCCAGCACGUCGGCGCGAAGCUCUUCCGCUUCGCCACCUCGGAGCACCGACAGAACAUCCGCGCGGCGACGCUGAUGCUCGUGGCGGUCACCUGCUCCUACCUGGCCUCCAAUUUGCUCAACGUCGUCGUCUACACGUGGGAGCUGGUCGACAAGGAGUCGUUGCUCUCCGAAAACAUCCGGCCCCUGUACACCCUCUCGUCGGACCUCGUCUCCUUGUUGACUGUGGUUGCCAGCGCGUGCCGACUUCCGAUCUAUCUCGUGUGCAACGCGCGGAUCCGAUGUGAAAUUCUGGACUACGUCGACAAUUGUGUGCUGACGCAUUUCAAUAUCAAACCUUAUACGGUUAGUUUCUCAUGAAAUAGUGCGCUUCACCGCUCUUUGCCCACUCCUACGCAUGUCUAUCCAUCCUCUUCUCUCAGGGUCUCGGCAGUAAACGAUGUCGAGCAACUACCGUUCGUUACUGCGACACUGGCAGCGGCUACAUGAUCUAUGACGUAGGUUUUCGCCGCCAAAAAUUGCAAAAAUUUCCCCAUUACUCUAUCGCGUCUAGCAUAGGCUAAUGAUAUUCAGACGAAACAGGACGAGGUGGCACCCCAGACACUGGUAAGACUUGCCUCCCACGCAAUUUCUUCCUCUUUGUUUCUCUCUACCGUAAUCCUGUAGUACCUCCUUCUUCAUCUUCUUCUUCUUCUUCUUCCGCAUGGAAUUCUGAUAUUAUGCGUGUCCAUUAUCAUGAUCAAUAUUCAAAACUAAUCACAUUUCAGGCGCCGAACAAAAAAGGCGAACGGCGGGUCCGAUCGGUUGGCACCGGGCUCGAUCGAGUGGUUUUGUCGGUGGCGAUGGGCGGAAUCAAGGCGAGCGGACACUUGACGGUUCCGUUGAACCACAACAACAAUAAUGUUAUCGAUAAUAGAAACAAUAAUGAUAAUUUGAUGUUGAUUCAAGAGGAAUGA